AUGAACAGUCAAAUAAAUGAUGUAAUGGGACUUUGCAGUAAGAUAUCAGAACACCAAAAAAUAAAAGUAGCAAUAGAGAACUGUAAGAAAGGAGCUGCAACAGCCAGAGGAGGGGCUUUAGUAGGGGGAGUGGUAGGAGGUCCACCUGGUAUAUUUGUUGGUGCGACAGUAGGAGGAGCGCUGGGAUGGUGGAUGACCAGCGGUAAAUUCCAACCUCUUCAUCAGAUCAUAAUGGAGAUGACUCCUGAACAAAAGCAGAAACUUUACUCUGAUGUCAUGGCAGUGCUGGGCAAUCUAAACUGGGACGACCUUGCUCAAUUAAUUUCACUUGUAAUGGGGAAUUCCUCUAUGCAAAUGCGUGUACUUAGUACUAUAGUUACAUAUGCCACAAAAGAGAUGGGAGCUAAAGUAGAAUAUGGAGACUGAGAUACUGGCGUAGGCUUACCUGUUUAGGUUAAGUGUGACUGUCUAUUUUUGAAUUUUCUUUACCAUACAAUCAAAACAAUCAAAGACAAAAUUAGACAAAAUUCCUUGGUCCUUAGUAAUUUAAAAAUGCUGUCAGUCCCAAAAUUUGUGUAAUUGCAUUUGUUGUUGCAAGAAUAUUCAUUUCAAGAACAUUCAACAGUACUUCUAAAACUUCUGUUAAAUUGGCAAAGAACAAUGAAAAGUUGAAGUAAGCAUUGUGUAAAUUUACAUGAAAUCAAAUACGCACAUAUCCCCAUGGGCCAUGGGACUGUAUCA
This is a messenger RNA of Paramisgurnus dabryanus, 741 nucleotides long. Its product is annotated as protein C19orf12 homolog. Lineage: Eukaryota; Metazoa; Chordata; Actinopteri; Cypriniformes; Cobitidae. The record is from RefSeq and is a predicted model, not a curated record.